This is a messenger RNA of Symbiodinium natans, 1500 nucleotides long. The record is from the annotation of a GenBank genome assembly. Lineage: Eukaryota; Dinophyceae; Suessiales; Symbiodiniaceae.
AUGAGCAUGAACGCGAAGACUCCAAAUGCGGGGCCAGAGUUUAUGCCCGUGUCUGGCUUGCGUCCACGAGAAGAGCUCCCGAAGUCUUUCCUGGACUACGCGCUUUUCUUGCGUGUGCCAUUGGGCUCUGCGGACGAGUUCAGCCUGUCGAGCGAGAGCAUGAUCGAGCGGGCCAUGUCCGUCCUUCCACAGUCCGAGCACCUCGAGACCUUCGGUCCAGAUGAGAACCCUGUGGAAUAUGUCAUGAACCAGCUCUCCUCCAUCUAUCCUACAAUCUACCAGGAGUGGCCAGACAAGCUGAGCGACACGGCGCUGGCCCGCUUCUGCCUCCACGGCCUCGGGGCCCACCGCUGGCGCCCAGAGAUGCGAGAUGGGAAGAAGUAUUUCGUGACUGGGUUGCUGUUCAGCCCACUGGUUGUCAAAACCAACGCGUUAUCUGGCCUCCCUGUUCGGGAGGGCUUUGAGAGAUAUGGAGGCGACGCGUACUUUGACGAACACUGGAAGCCUGUGAUGAUCGUGGACAAAGGACGCGGUCCCUUGCGAGAUGAUGGAACUCAGGAGACAGUCACGACCAGACCCGGGGAUGCUGACUGGGAUCGUGCGAAGUUUCGGUUCCGUUCCUCGCUCUUCACUUUGGUCACGCUUGUAGAUCACCUCUACGACAUCCACUUGCAGAAGGCCAACCUUUUCGUCACGGCCAUGCGCGAGAAGAUGUCUUCAGACCACCCAGUCCGGCGCUUCAUGACACCUUUCACUUACCGGACGAUCACCGUUAAUGACAAUGCUUUCCACAACCUAAUUACCAAGAAUGGGAUGGCUCCGCGGUGCUUCGCCCUCACAGAUCAAGGCUUUGGGCUUGCCAUGGCGGCAGCCCCGUCACUCGUACUAACCGGAACAGAAGUUCCGGUUGGCCCGGGUGGCCCCAUGAUGUUUCGCACUGAGUAUGUGGAGUACCUCAAAACACAAGGCGUCGACAGUGCUUACUGGAGGCAAGUAUCCCAGCUCUAUGAGGUCUUCUUACGCUUCGUCCUUGGAUACUUGGAGUGCUACUACCCCAAGAAAGAGGAUUUUGCAAACGAUCCAGAAAUGCAUGCGUUGGUGAAGCAGUAUUUCUUCCAGCUAGAAUCAGCUCCGCCGAACAUGAUUGGCGCGAGCGGAGAUUUCACCUUGUCUUACUAUGUCACUGGUGUCGAUGAAACGUACAUGUUCUAUGCGAAGUUCCUGGCGCAGAUAAUGUUCUGGGUGACUGCAGGCCACGAGCAGGCAGGACGCAUCGUGGUGCGCCUUCCGGUGGGUUCCUGGAGCGACUGUGGGAACCAAGCAGUCGCUUGGCGGCGCUUCAUUUCAGCUCUCGGGCCGUUGGAUGUUCAAAGUUCCGGGGGCAUUCGGGGUCCGAAGAAGCAGCAUGACAGGGCAGCAACGGCCACGGCCUUGCUGAUGUCCUUCACCAGCUUGCCCAUGCCCAAGUUCCUCGGCAAGACGAUGGCGUGUAGAGUCUAG